Molecule: messenger RNA, 794 nt
Organism: Suillus paluster
Lineage: Eukaryota; Fungi; Basidiomycota; Agaricomycetes; Boletales; Suillaceae
Product: 60S ribosomal protein L31
Exons: 5
Coding region: 127-501 (124 amino acids)
Biological process (GO): cytoplasmic translation
Cellular component (GO): cytosolic large ribosomal subunit; ribosome
Molecular function (GO): structural constituent of ribosome
Source: RefSeq, a predicted model, not a curated record
CGAAAAACUAUCAAGUACCUCAAGCCACUUAAACCUUAUGUCAUCACCAUAAACCAAAUACAACCAAACUCAGCGCGACAUCUGCCGUUCCAGUUAUACGAGCUCGUCACUCUACAAAUUCAAGACAUGGCCAGGACACAAACCGGCAAAACUGGCGGCAAGCGCUCCGCUCUUCAAGACGUUGUAACUCGCGAAUACACCAUCCAUCUGCACAAGCUUGUGCAUGGCCGCUCCUUCAAAAAGCGUGCCCCCUGGGCCGUAAAAUCCGUCGUCGAUUUCGCCCGCAAGUCGAUGGGCACGACUGAUGUUCGAUUGGACCCCAAGCUCAACCAGGCUUUGUGGGCUCGGGGUGUCAAGACCGUUCCCCACCGGAUAAGAGUAAAGCUUGAGCGCAAGCGCAAUGAUGAGGAAGGUGCAAAAGAGAAGCUUUACACUUAUGCCAGCCAUGUGCCCGUAACCUCGUUCAAGGGGCUCCAAACCGCUGUUGUCGACGCAGAGUAAGGGCCUGCGAAGGGUGUCUUCGGAAGGUCCUGUGUAGUCUUUUUCAUAUAUUUCAUGCCGCCAUGCAUCAUCACACCCAGCACUAUGGUACCAUGUCGAACCAUCAAAAUUCUCGCGCAUCUUGAUGCUGUCUCUGAGCUUGAGUUCCUCUGCUGAAGAAAUCAGAACUGAUGUUCCUAGCCAGGCGGUCGUUCGAGAUGAGACCCCGAGUUAGUGUUCAUCCUUGGAAAUACGAUCCGAGGUAGUGUGCAAAUCUGUGUUGAGCGGAUGGAACUACACCUUUGCAAUUGAGG